CGUUCUGAAGGUUAGUUUUAUGACGUAACUCGAGAGGUCCUGAACAAUACAUCAACCUUAUAAGAAUUCAUCUUUAGUGAUCACAAUGGCCCACCGAUUGUUAUCCUACAAUCGCAAAUUUCAUAAUGUACUGUGGAAAAGUCUAUCCAAGUGUUCGCCGGAAAAUGUCUGGAUUCAAAGGCAUUUAGAUAUUGGAACUAUUCGAGGACUUCAGACAUCUCCACUAUUCAAUGACAUACUCGACCGACUUGUAAACAUUGCGAAAGACCCAAGAUUUUCAUCAUCCAGGUUGCAUAUGAGUGAUGAUAAAUCAAAUAAAAAAGGACUUGAUAAGUCAGCAUGGCCCAAACUGAACCUGAAACCAGGCCCCAGUGGUUCUGGUGGUGGAGGCAGUGGAGGUGGGGGUGGUUCAGGCCCCAGCAGGAAUGAAUGGAAUAUGGCAAUGGCAGCUUCCGCUGGUUUAACAGUACUCCUUAUGUGGUCUUAUUUAAUUUACACACGAAGUGGCCAGGAAAUUACCUGGAAGGAUUUCUUGAAUAAUUAUUUAAGUAAAGGUGCUGUUGAGAGACUAGAGGUAGUCAACAAGAAAUUUGUUCGUGUUAUCUCAUCUGGAAGUAUGGAUGCACCAGUCUUUUUCAAUAUUGGAAGCGUGGAUUCCUUUGAGAGAAGUUUAGAAAAUGCACAAACAGAAUUAAAUCUAGAUCCACAGCAUUAUGUACCUGUAGUAUAUACUACAGAAACAGAAAUUUCAAAAAUUGUGCAAGCACUCCCAACUUUACUUAUGAUUGCUUUCUUCAUCAUGAUCUACCGAAAGUCUGUGGGCUUAAUGGGUCAAGCAAGAGGAGGUCUCUUCAACAAUAUGACUAACUCCAAAGCUAAAGUAGUUAAUUCUAAGGAUAUUGAAGUUAGAUUUAAGGAUGUUGCUGGUUGUGAGGAGGCAAAAAUUGAAAUUAUGGAAUUUGUUAACUUCCUAAAAAAUCCUCAGCAGUACACAAAUCUUGGAGCAAAAAUACCUAAGGGAGCUAUACUGACAGGCCCUCCUGGAACAGGAAAAACAUUACUUGCCAAGGCCACAGCUGGAGAGGCUAAUGUGCCUUUCAUAUCUGUAUCUGGUUCUGAGUUCUUGGAACUAUUUGUUGGUGUUGGUCCUUCCAGAGUGCGAGAUAUGUUCAAACUUGCUCGAGAGAAAGCACCAUGCAUAUUAUUUAUUGAUGAAAUUGACGCUGUUGGAAGAAAGCGUUCUCAACGAGGUAUUGGUCACUCUGAACAAGAGAAUACACUCAAUCAACUUCUUGUGGAAAUGGAUGGUUUCAACACUUCUUCAAAUGUGGUGGUGUUGGCUGCAACAAACAGAAUUGAUAUGUUAGAUAAUGCACUUCUGAGACCAGGAAGGUUUGAUCGUCAGAUUUAUGUUCCUAAGCCUGACAUCAAAGGAAGAUCAUCAAUAUUCAAGGUUCAUCUAGCCACAUUAAAGACAUCCAUAAACAAGGAUGAGUUAUCCCGUAAAAUGGCAGCCAUGACUCCUGGAUUCACAGGCGCUGACAUUGCUAAUGUCUGCAACGAAGCAGCUCUUAUUGCUGCAAGAACCCUCAGUGAUGAUAUCACCAUCAAAAACUUUGAAGCAGCUAUUGAGAGGGUUAUUGCUGGUCUUGAGAGGAAAACUGUUGUUUUACAACCUGAAGAAAAGAAAGUUGUAGCUUACCAUGAAGCUGGUCAUGCAAUUGCAGGGUGGUUCCUGAAGAAUACAGAGCCUUUAGUUAAAGUAUCAAUUAUUCCUAGAGGUCAAGCUCUUGGUUAUGCACAAGUACUUCCAAGAGAGAUGCACCUACAAACCAAGGAGGAUAUUUUUGAUAAAAUGUGUCAGUUAUUAGGAGGCCGAGUAGCUGAAGAAAUAUUCUUUAAUCGAAUUACCACAGGAGCACAGGAUGAUCUUAGAAAGAUUACUCAAAUUGCCUAUGCUCAGGUUAUGGAAUGGGGAAUGAAUGAUAAAGUGGGUAAUGUGAGUUUCCAAAUGCCGCAGCCUGGUGAUUAUGCUGGUGAGAAACCAUACUCAGAGAGCACUGCACAGUUAAUUGAUGGCGAGGUUAGGGACAUAAUUAAAAAAGCUCAUGAUGCAACCCGAGACAUUCUAACUAAACACAAAACUGAUGUGGAAAAGGUUGCUGAGCACCUUCUGAAACAGGAGGUUUUAAGCAGAGAUGAUAUGGUCAAGCUUGUUGGUCAACGGCCAUUUGCUGAGAAAACUACAUAUGAAGAAUUUGUGGAAGGCACUGGAUCAGUAGAUGAAAACACAGAUAUUCCAGUGGGACUAAAAGACUGGAAUAAGGAUAAGAGCUCGGAGGGUAAAAAUUCACCUCCCCCUAAAGAUUCACCAGCCGCCUCAUGAAACUGUGAGCCCUAUCAUCUCAUUCAGAAUAAAUGUAAGAGUUUGUGUGUUUGUUGAAUGGUGUGUGUGUAUGUAUGAAAGUGAAUUUGUGUCUGCGACUUAAAUCUGAGUCAUUAGUAUAUUUGAUGUAGGCGAAGAAGUCACUGUAAAGUCGUUCUUUCAGGGCAUUUUUUCCAGCACAUAGGCAUUGGGAGCUUAAACUUCCCCUAGCUCAUUCUUACUAGAUGUAAAAAUGCAAUUGUAAUUUUCACCACUUAAAACAAAGCAGGGGACGUCUACCAUUGUUAAUUGAAACUACAAAAUUUUAACUUUUGCCUUUGUUUUGAGCGAACCCAAUAUUUAUUUGUGAUGUGUCACAUGUGAUAACUCUUUCAGAUUUUCUCUCUUUUUCUUGUUUUCUCUCCACAUAAAAGUUUGUUAAUUGUCAGAACUGGGAAACAGUUUUCCUAUGCUGAGGAAUAGAUGAGUCUAGGAAUGUGCGUUGGUCUGGGUUACUAAGGGCUUUUGUCAAAUUUGAAUCUGAAAUAUGCUUAAAAUGUGAAAAGUAACUCUACAGAAAGCUUAAUUUGUGUCUACUCAUAUUCCUUGGCUGUGUGUAAUGUAUUUUGUCAUCUACCGUAGUUCGAUGGAUGGUAAGCAUUGAUUUGUGCAAUAGUACAUGUCUUGUAUCAAAUUUAAAACAGAUAAAAGAAAUAUAAAACCUACAAAUUUA
Molecule: messenger RNA, 3098 nt
Organism: Frankliniella occidentalis (western flower thrips)
Lineage: Eukaryota; Metazoa; Arthropoda; Insecta; Thysanoptera; Thripidae
Gene: Afg3l2
Product: AFG3-like protein 2
Exons: 14
Coding region: 86-2386 (766 amino acids)
Biological process (GO): protein-containing complex assembly; mitochondrial protein processing
Cellular component (GO): membrane; m-AAA complex
Molecular function (GO): metalloendopeptidase activity; ATP binding; ATP-dependent peptidase activity
Source: RefSeq, a predicted model, not a curated record